This is a messenger RNA of Fonsecaea multimorphosa CBS 102226, 666 nucleotides long. RefSeq lists its product as uncharacterized. Bases 1 to 666 code for a protein of 221 amino acids. NCBI's taxonomy places the organism in Eukaryota, Fungi, Ascomycota, Eurotiomycetes, Chaetothyriales, Herpotrichiellaceae. The transcript is spliced from 3 exons. The record is from RefSeq and is a predicted model, not a curated record.
AUGGCAACACCGACCUUACCACUAGACUGGACUCCAACUCAAGCAGGAUGUCUAUCGUCCACCGAUAUUUGGAUAUGGGACUAUCACACGAAUACCGACGACAUGCGCACUGUGCUUGGAGGACCCUCGCAAACGACAGCGUGCUUCCCGCUUCCGUGGGUAUCGACCGGCGCCGCCUACCAUUUCAGCUGUGUCCCUGCAGAAUGGUCGACAAAACCCCAUGAAUCAUUAUUCCCCUGCGUCUCGGAAUAUGCAUAUACGGGAGCAAGUACUGUCACCGUGACGGAUUUCUUUGUCCAGACAUCUACCAUGCAAGUCGCAAGUUUUGGUCCUGGCCACCACUUGUUCGCUCUGGGCAUGGUUUACAUUUCGUCGGCCUUAGCUACAUCAACCGCUUCCAGCUUGUCCAGCUUAUACACGAACUCGCCGCUCUCGUCCUUGUCUACGCCCCAAACACCCAUUGUAUCCGGUAAAUCUGCUCUCGCCGUCUCGCCUGCAAGUACUACUAUUCCCGGCCCCUCGUCGACGAGUUCUUUCCACCUCUCGACUGCGGACACGAUCGCCUUGGCUGUUGGGAUCCCCAGCGCGUUGGGGACCGUAGCCAUGGCAUAUUUUGCCUGGAAGAAGUAUUCGUUCAAGAGGGUGGGAAUCCACCUCAUUAGAUAG